Molecule: messenger RNA, 664 nt
Organism: Paramecium octaurelia
Lineage: Eukaryota; Ciliophora; Oligohymenophorea; Peniculida; Parameciidae
Source: the annotation of a GenBank genome assembly
AUGCAGGAAGCAUAUAGAAUCAAAGCCUCUAAUAAAGUUCAAUUCGAAAACAAAUUUACACAAAAAAAGGGUUAGCUCCUAGACACCAUCUAAAUCAUGAUUUCAUAAGUUCAAGAGGAGAUGUAGGAUUCCAUACUCAAAGAUAAAUAGGAAGUUAUAAAUCAAAAAGCUAAAACCAUUGCACUUUAAAAAUAAGCAGAUUCUAAAAAUGAGCUCAUUAUUGAGCAGGAAACUAUCAUCUAAUAGUUAUUGCUCAAAUUAUAAGAACUAGAAAAAGAAUCAUUACCUCAGAAACAAAACAAUGUGGAUUAAGAUUUACUACUUGAGCUUGAAUAAGAAAUUACAUCCCUUACAGCAUUAUCAAAUAGGCUUAGAUAAAAGGCUAAUCGAUUAUGCGGUUAUUUUGUUUGUCUGCGAUUGUAUAAUCCAGAAUUAGGUUUAAAAAUACAAUAAGACGAUUUUGAUUAUAAUUUACUUGUAAUGCCAAAAAUUCCAGAUCAUACCAGCUUGAUUUCCAGUUUAUAAGAAUCUGAAAGAGCCCUAAAAUAAAAAGUUGAAUAGCAAGUAUUAUGACAUUUAAUAAUAGGGAUACUAAAAUUCUAGAAAAAGAAAGAGAAAAUGCUGAAUUAAAAAAAGAAAAUCUGAAUCUAAAACGAUGUAUCAA